AUGUCUACCACGUUAUUCAGAUUUUUUGUUAGUGCAUUGAAACAGAAUCUGCCGAGACAUCCUCUAAGAUCAGCUAGACAUACAUCUAUGAUGAGUGUGGCAACUGUGGAAAACAAAGUGGCAAAUAACGACAAAUCACCUGAACUUAUUAUGAACAAAAAUUUAACACGAUUUAAAAAAAGAUUUAACAAACGGCAAUGGGAAGAUACAAAUCCUAACCAUAAAGAAAAUGGCGAAACUGACACUAAAAGGCUCUGUGGUAGUGCAGAAAGAAUAAAGAGAAAAAAGAUGGCACUACUAUUAGGGUACUGCGGAGUUGACUAUUAUGGAAUGCAGAGAAACCCUGGUGUGAGAACGAUAGAAGAAGAUCUGCUCAAAGCACUUUUGGAAGCAAAGUAUAUUACAGAAGAAGAUUUUAACAAUCAACAGAAUGCACAAUUCCAAAGAAGCUCUCGGACUGACAAGGGUGUGUCAGCCGCCAGACAGGUUGUGUCACUUAAAUUACCCCUUGAAGUAGAUGUCAAGGAGAUCAACAAAAACUUGCCUGAAAGCAUCAAAGUGUUUGGUGUAAAGCGGGUGACAAACAAAUUCAACUCAAAAUCAAAGUGUAAUGCACGGACUUACAGUUAUACGUUACCCACGUCUGUGUUUGAACCCAGUUUAGUUACAAUUGAAGAGAGGAAACCUUAUAGGAUAUCUGAAGAAAAGUUAGAACAGCUGAAGAAAGUUCUAGAUGUUUACAAAGGAACUAAAAGCUAUCACAACUUUACCGAAAAAAAGCACAGCCAAGAUCCGUCAUCUUUAAGAUACAUGAUGGGUUUUACAGUAGAUCGUGUCUUCGUGGAGUCUGAUAUGGAAUUCGCCGUUUUAUUAGUCAAGGGUCAGAGUUUUAUGCUGCAUCAAAUCCGUAAAAUGGUUGGACUCGCAAUAGCUGUGUUACGAGGCCAGGCUGAUAUGGCGAUCAUGGAGAAAGUGUUUGGCAAAGAGAAAGUUAUGAUACCGACAGCGCCGGGGCUCGGGCUCGUCCUUGACACGGUACAUUACGACAGAUACAAUGCGAAGUUUAAAGACAGCCAUGAUAGUUUAACUUGGGACGCAGAGGAAACCGAAAUAGAUAAGUUUAAACACGAACAUAUAUAUCCAGUAAUAGUGAAAGGUGAAACAGAAGGUGAUUCAAUGGGGGUUUGGUUAGAGAAGAUGAGAGGUCAUUCAUUCGAACCUUCUGAAGAUACCUCCGAAAAAGAUGAUGAAAACGAAUUGGCAGGAGACGAUGAUGAUGAUGGUGACGAUAUAGAUGAUGAUUGUGAAGGGAAGAAUGCUGAAAGUGUCAGUGGUGAAAACGAUGAUAGUAUAAAUACUAGUGACGGAAGAGAAGACGAGAAAGUACAUAAUAUGAAAACAUAG
Molecule: messenger RNA, 1404 nt
Organism: Arctia plantaginis
Lineage: Eukaryota; Metazoa; Arthropoda; Insecta; Lepidoptera; Erebidae
Source: the annotation of a GenBank genome assembly